AUGAAAAUUGUUGAUUCCUCAAUUUUUGGUGGGGUUUGGUGUGUAUUUUUAACCCUUGCAUUCCUUCACAAUAUUUUAUCAAUUUGUAUGGUUGUUUUUUCCGAAUUUUCUGAAAAGUUUUAUACUCAAUGGAUAUUAAUUAAUUGUUUUACUGAUGCCAUUAAUGUUUUGGAUUUAUUUGUAAAAAUUAAGAAAGGAUUUACACUAGAUGGAUUUGGCAAUAAUCGUUACAUAUCUAUUCGAAAAUAUAUUUUUUGUCGAGCAUUUCUACUCGAUUUAUUAGCUAUUCUGCCCACAGAUAUUUUACUUUUAAUUUGGCCUAAUUUCUUUUUACUUCGAAUUAAUCGUCUCGCAAAAAUUGGAAGGGUUAGCGAGAUUGUUAAAUUAAUUGAGCAUCGAAUUCCGUGGCCACUUGGAUUUCGUUUAUUACGUCUAGCUACUUUUUGUUAUUUACUUUUUCAUUGGAAUGCUUGUUUUUAUUUUUAUUUAAGUUCUCUAUAUGGAUUUGAAAAUUCCACAGUAAAUGAUUGGACUUUUUCUUAUCAAAAAAUUCCCGACCUUUUAUUUCCCUUAUGCGAACCACGAUUUGAUUUUAACCGAAAUGAAUGUCUUUUCCCAGAAGAAAAUUGGAGGGAUCGACCAGAGAAAAUUAAUGAAUUAAAAAAUUAUUGGCAAAAAAAAAUUGGAUCAACCAAAUUUAACAAUUUAACAAAAAAAUAUGCAAUGAGUUUUUAUUGGUCUGCCUUAACGCUUGUUACUUUAGGUGAACAGCCUUGGCCAGCAAAUAGCGUUCAAACAGCAUUUGAAAUAAUUGAUACUUUAAUUGGGCUACUUUUAUUUGCGGCAAUUAUUGGGGAUAUUGGGAUUAUGGUAAGUAAUGCCCAUUUAGAAAAAGUUAAAUUUCAAGAAAUAACUGAUGGAUGUAAAAGAUAUAUGAGAAUUAGAAAUGUUAAUACACAAUUAUAUAAUAGAGUAAUUAAUUGGAUUGAAUAUCAGUGGAUUUGGGGAAGGAGAUUAAAUGAAGACGAAAAGGUGCUUUUAAAUAUUUGGGUAUUGGAAGGUAUUGGGAUUCCGACAGAUAUUGGUCGGAAUUGGAAAAGAUAUUCCCAAGUCCUAAUAACAAAUUUAGAUUAA
This is a messenger RNA of Meloidogyne enterolobii, 1134 nucleotides long. NCBI's taxonomy places the organism in Eukaryota, Metazoa, Nematoda, Chromadorea, Rhabditida, Meloidogynidae. The record is from the annotation of a GenBank genome assembly.